GAGAGGCGGCUCCUUGCUGGGUGAGCGCGCUGACGGGGGCGCGGGGGCGCCGGGGCGCCGGGGUGGUGGGAGAGCGCUGCUAGCUGAGCUGGAGUCCCGGCUCCAGUACCCGCCACGGACGCUGAGAGGGUGCCCGGGGUCAGACCUGCCAGACAACCCGUUUUUUCUUAUACUUAAGACGACACUUGAACAAUGAGCAAGGUGGCGAGGUCAUCAAGUGAGUCAGACGUGCAGCUCUGGGAAACAGAAGAGGAUGACAUGACAGAAGGUGAUUUAGGGUAUGGCCUCAGAAGGAAACCCGGUAGUAUUUAUGAAGUAGAAGUUUCACAUAGGUCUAGAAAAAAAUCAGAUGGAAAGAACUUUAGCCCUCCUCCAUUUCCAAGAAAGGGAGAAGAAAGAAGUGAAGCAAUUUUUCAGUAUUCCAUGCAUAAGAGCUUGCAAGAUACACAACCUCAAGUGACCAGAAUUUCCAAUUACAGACGACAAAGUAACAUUGUAGAUUCAAAUGCAGAGCUGUCAAAUGAAGAAUUAAGGCAAUGUCUUCAUGAAACUUUAGAGGAGGUAGAAAUUUUAAAAACUGAACUUGAGGCAUCUCAAAGGCAACUCAGAGGUAAAGAGGAAGCAUUGAAAAUUCUUCAAAGCAUGGCAAUACUUGACAAAGCCACAAGUCAUACACAGGCAGUGCUUCAAAAAACUGUGGAACAAAAGAGAUCCUUGGAGAAGGAAAUAAAUGCCUUGCAGUGGGAAAUAGAAUUUGAUCAUAAUAGAUUUAAAAAUAUAGAAGAAUCUUGGACCCAGAAAUAUGACAGGCUAAACUGUGAAAAUGCAGUCCUCAAAGAGAAUCUGAAAGUGAAAACAGAAGAAAUUAAAAUGCUAAAGUCUGACAAUGCAGUUUUGAAUCAACGGUAUUUGGAGGCCCUCGCCAUGCUUGAUAUCAAACAGCAGAAGAUGGCUCAGGAAAACAUGUGCUGUGAUAAAAGUGGCUUUGCAGAGGCUUCAGGUCUGGAGCUUGCAGUCCUCGGAGCCUGCCUUUGUCAUGGGCCUGGAGGGAGCCCCUGUUCUUGUGCCAGAAUGGCAGCGUCUACUCGGAAACUGCUUCUUCAGCUCAAACAAGAGUUGGAACUUUUGCAGAAGAGUAAAGAAGAAGCUUAUGUAAUGGCAGAUGCUUUCAGAAUUGCAUUUGAGCAACAAUUAAUGAGAAAAAAUGACCAGGCACUAAGAUGGACACAAAUGGAUAAAAUGUGUAAAAAAGCAACAAAAUGGAUAAACUGGAAGCACCUUAAAGAGGAUGGAUUUCUGUCACCAAAGAGUAAGAAGACCUUUGGGCAGAGACUCUUGGGUAUGCUGCCUUCAGAAAACAGUUCUAAGAGGAUGGAAGAUGAGGACAGUCCUCAGGAGGUCCUUAAGAUGCUCAUGGAUUUGCUGAAUGAUAAAGAAGAAGCUUUGGCUCAUCAAAGAAAAGUUAGUUACAUGCUUGCUCGGGCAUUAGAAGACAAAGACACUGCCUCAAAAGAGAAUAAAGAAAAAAAUCCUGCGAAAGAGAAUUUCCCUUUCAACAACCCUUGGCAUAAGACUUCAGAAUUGUCUGUUUUAGGUGAUCCUGUACAUUCAAGUAUUCAUAUUUUAAAUUCUAUGGGCUGCAUGUGUUCAAUCCAGCACUCUCAAAUAGAUCCAAACUACAGAACUCUUAAAAGAUCCCAUUCUUUGCCAUCAAGUAUCAUAUUUUAAAGACAAGCCAGUUGAAAUGACAACUGAGUUAUUGAUAUCAAGAGACUUUGAAAAAGGAGUGUGUAAAUGAUGCUGCAUCUUGAGAAGUUGUGUGUUUCCUAGGUAUUUCUAAAUUUUAGGAGAUAGUUUAAAUAUUUCCUACAUUUUUUCUUUUUUUUGAAAUGGAGUCUCACUCUGUCGCCCAGGCUGGAGUGCAGUGGCGUGCUCUCGGUUCACUGCAACUUCUGCCUC
Messenger RNA from Saimiri boliviensis boliviensis (Bolivian squirrel monkey), 1959 nucleotides. RefSeq names its product coiled-coil domain containing 125 (gene CCDC125). The record is from RefSeq and is a predicted model, not a curated record. NCBI's taxonomy places the organism in Eukaryota, Metazoa, Chordata, Mammalia, Primates, Cebidae. Gene Ontology annotation, biological process: negative regulation of Rho protein signal transduction; negative regulation of cell motility. Gene Ontology annotation, cellular component: cytoplasm.